This is a messenger RNA of Stylophora pistillata, 5896 nucleotides long. Its product is annotated as transmembrane GTPase Marf-like. NCBI's taxonomy places the organism in Eukaryota, Metazoa, Cnidaria, Anthozoa, Scleractinia, Pocilloporidae. The record is from RefSeq and is a predicted model, not a curated record.
AGAUAUUAGUGACGUUUCUGUCAGAUCGUAUUUCAGAACCUCGUGCGUCUUUACUAGUAGUCUGUGUGUACGGUCUAAAUUUGCGUUCUUGAAGUUUAUUGCGUUCGUUGCGAAGUCUUUGGAUCUUGCGUAUAUAACUACUCAGGCGUACAGAGAGGACAAUCGAAAUCGAGCGAUGGCAACCGCAGGAUCAGCUGUAUCAACAAGCGAAGAUAAUUGGGAAGAGUUUGGAAAGACAGCCAAGAUGGUUAAGGAGGAAUUGAGCAACAAUGUUGAGAGCUUAAUGAAAGCAAUGGAAGAGGUUCGAGAGAUCUGUAAUAAGUUCUAUAAGGCGUUCUGCAAUAAAAUUCCUUCCAAACCAGAGGAAAUCAAGCAGCUGCAGGAUAAUUUGGAGGAAAAGGUAGUUAAAUUGAAAGAAGAACUUAACAAGGCAGAAUCUGAAGAAUUAACCAUUGUAUUUGUGGGACGUACAAGUAGUGGUAAGUCAUCUGUGAUAAACGCAAUUCUUCGAGACUGCCGUCUUCCCACUGGACCACUCCAAACAACAAUGUGCAGAAUUCAGGUUCGCCCUACGACUGAUGAAAAGUGGAGUGUUAUCAAAAUAGGUUGUGAAACGCCAUUAUCCGACCAAAUGAGCAAAAAAAAAGUAAAGGCCCUUUUAAGUAAACUGACUGGCAACUCAAGAGCCGAAUGGAAGAAAUUCGACAUUAACUCUCACAGUGUCAUACAAGUGAAUUGGCCUCGCAACCUCUGCAGUCUUCCUGAAAAUAUCGUCUUGAUAGAUACACCCGGUUCAAACGAGAACAAAGAUUGUGACCAAGUUACGCUUGACUCUUGCAAGGAAGCAGAUAUCAUCGUCGCUGUGAUGGAUUUCAGGUCACCUUCCGUACAAGAUAUCGCAUAUGUGUUUAACAAGGUUAACUGCCAACACACUUUUGGCGUCUUUACAAAAUGGGAUGAGUUGUUACAGAAAGAAGAAGAAGAGGAAGAAGAAGAAGAAGGGAAUCAGGAAGAUAAAGGAAACGGACACGGGGAAAACAGAGCAACAAUCAACUUAGAGCGGCAACAGGCGCGAGAACAAGACGAAAUGGAUUUUCGGAAUUUGGUUAAAGGCAAAAGCGAGGUUUAUUUCGUUGAUGCAAAGCAUGUUUCAAAAGCGAAGGAGACGCAAGAAAGCAUCGAGGGAAGAGAAAAUUUUCUACGGUUUGAGAGAGAUCUGGCAGAGAGUGCAAAAUGUGUUAAAGCGCGAAAAGGCGUUGUUCUGAUAGAGCAAGCUGAAGCUCUCACUUCAAAUUAUGGGGAGGACUUUACAACAUUUAAAAGUAUUAUUGAAGGUAGGAAAAAAAGUGCUGAAGAUCGUCUACAUGACUUAAAUAGGAAACUGAGCACCAUGGAAAAAGAAAAGGACUCUCUUGAUACGGUGAACAAGGAAGUGAAGAAGCUCGAUGAUCUGAUACGAAAUAAUCUCGCUGAUGGAGUGAUAGAUCGGUUGAUGGAGGAACUUGAAAACCAGAUCAAGGCUUGCAACUCUGAAAAAAGUGAGGAUGAAGCUAUUCACACAUUUUUUAGGGAAAAGAUUGGUGGAAUCAACACAUCUUUACGGCAACAAACUGAAAAGGUAGAUGAAGAGCAUCAGAAGUGGAAAGCCGAACUCCGAACUAAAUACGGAGCAUCUGUGAUUGAAACAUUGCCAUCCUGUGAAUCAACAGAGCCGAAAAAACCUGAAGAUAGCGGCUGUGACGAUAAGAGUGACCCUCAUGCCUUCAUCACAAGUGACAACAUCUGGAAAAACUUGUUGUCCUCUGCCUCUCUGAUUGCAGGAGUAUUGCCACUGCUAGGAAGACCUAAACAUGAAGGGAUUGUUGUUGCUGCUACUGCUGCUGUUGCUCAUACUAUUGUUGAACAUAAAAGGUUCUUUAUGGGGCCCAGUCAAGAGAGGGUGAAAAAAGUGAAAGAAUUUGUAAAGGCUGUUUUGAUGAAGAUGAGGGAACAAUUUUCAAAAUACAAAGAACUUAUCGAAAAAAAAAUUAAUACUACCUCUGAAAAAAUUUCAUCAGAGAUAGAAGCCAAGAAAGAGCGUUCGUCUACAGAAAUUUCUACUCUGGCUGAGGAAUUAAAUCAACUACAAGAGUGGUCAAAGAAAAUUACCAAGAGUACAAACAGCCUGCGGGAGGUCUGCAAAGAACUUGACAAGCUAAAGAGUGUGUUGGAAGGUCCAGACACAGUUUCUCCGGAUGACCAGACAGAAAACCAGUCACCUGUCCAACCAGUUGACUAGGAGUUGCUCCUACUAACCCAGGGACAAAGCGGAAUGUGCUGACAACAAAAUGGCGAGAUUAAGUCGAAUUCAAGAUUUUCAGAUGAUAUCAAAGUUUAUUAUAUUUAUAUAGAGUGGAAUUACCCAAUCAAGAAAAAAAAAGGAAGAAGAAAGUCCAUUCUGCGUGGUCUUACAAAGCCAGUUAAAUCUUAUUAUAUAUUGAAACUUUAUUAUAUAUUGGAUCUUUACCGUCAGUGAGCUGGUCACCCUUUGCCAGCAGCUCUUUUCGUUUGAUAUUUACUGUAUGGCACUGAAAUUGCAAGAUAGAACGCCAGAUACUCUGCAGUCUCUCUAAUGCAAGCUCACCAAAAUUGUGUUUUGUAAAUAACCAAUCCAUGUAUAUAGAAGAGAGAUGGUAAGUUUUGAGCUUGGUAAAGAAAUAGGAAAAGGCAUUUUUGCAUCUUGUCACGAGUAUGAGACGAAGAAACAAAUCCCGAGUCCUCAUGAGGAAUCGAACCUCAAACCGUCAGACUCCGCGCUCUUUAUUUGAAAACCAAUCCAUAUUUUUAAUUUCAAUUCAUUUCUUUGACUGGUCAUUUCUCUUGGCAUUCAUCGCUAGUUUAAGGGCAAUAUGCAAUGUAGAAUGACAGAUAUUCUGUGGUAACACUUACGCUAGGUUAGGAUGAUGAGGUUUCGUAAAUUCGGUUAACAGCCAAAAUGAUACCAAUACUAGAUUUCACUGUAAUUCUAUUCAAUUAAGCUUUUUCUUUCCCUUUGCUUUGGGUGGGCACUUCUGGAUUUUGUGCCACAUCUACUGCUUCAUUAUUGGACUGAUGAAGUGGUGACUGGAAUAUUACUCCACCUUUGUAUCUUGCCACGGCUACAUCCAGCGCCUGACCUGACUGGCCACUUUGAUUGGAUGGAUUCAAACUCCGACAGUAAUUGCCAGGAUUCAUCUUAAGUUAUUUGAGGUUGUAAAAUCCACGAGUUUUGCAACGAAAGUCAAUUAGUGCAAUCUUUUGGUAAACUAUACUCAAUUCAAUUACCACACUAGUGGGGGCGUUUACGACGAAUGAUCGACAAGUUCAUCACAAUUUUGUUUAAUUAGUCAAUUUUGCCAAGGUUUACUCAAGACAAAUUUUGUCCCCCGUGCGUUUGAAAAUUUGUCUGCUUUGGCCAAGAUUUGUCAAGCCGCAACGAACCUUCUGCACUUGUAGAGUGUUGGUGAUGACAGAAACUUUGUCUAAAUAAACAAUUUCGUUGCUAGUGUGGAUAGGCCCUAAUUUCACUUAUUUUCUAUGCCCAUAAUUCCGUAGCCAACUAGCGAUUUUUAACCUAAUUGUAAUUCCAUCAUAGAGUUGACAGUUACCAUCAUCAAUUUUGACUUCAUGAAUCGAUUUCGUUUUAAAUCGCAUAAAGCCCUGGUGCGACCUUGAUUUUUUAAGAAUUUAUUUUUACUAUCCAUCGAAAAGAGGGCUCCUAACACUUACCCUCUUCCAUUUCUGUCAUUAGGUCGACGUAUUUUGAAGAGGAGGGAAGACUAAUAGCCUUGCUCGUCAAGUUUUGGAUGAUGAAUAAGAUGCGUGAGCUAUUUUCAGUCUUAACAAAUUAACAUUAAAGAUGAAAAAGAUUUUUGAAGUUGGGUUUACAGAAAAUUACUUCCCUAAUGAUACGUGAUUUUUUUACAUCAUCAUCAAAAGCAAAAAAAAAAAAACAACAUUUAUUGUUCAUAGGCUAAGGCCAAGUUAAAUUCUCAGAAAAGUAUACAUAAAUCGCCCGAUAAAAAAUUUGGUGCAUGGCGGGACAGAGUUUUAUACAUAAGGUACAACAAUUGGUAGGAUUCUUACAUGUAUAAAUGAUAGGUGCACGUAUUUCGUUUGUUUUGUCUUCUUUUUGUUUUGUUUGUUUGUUUGUUUGCUUGUUUUCAUAAUUUUGCCGUUUCUUACCUUGAUCUGAUUAUAUUACUUUACAAUAUUGAAUAACAAAAUUAAGUGAUCUGUUGAACUAAAACUCGAAAUUAAAGAAAAUUCGAUUGGACUAGGCAUUUAGCUCUUGAACUUAUUUCAAGUAUACUUAGAACAUUGUCUCGCGCCUUUUUUUUUAAGUAAGCAUGUUUUGAACGAGUUGGCUAUUGACAUCAGCAAGUAGUUGAAUAAUUCCUUUGCAUAUUGAUAAUUAUUUUAGAGUGAAAAUGUACGAGCUUAAGGGAAGUGUUUUGAAUUCGGAUUCACUUUUACGUAUGUAUGCGAGGAUAACUUAUUUAUGAUAGAAGCAGUAAUUCAGGCAAUGGUUUUGUCGUUUAGUGCGAAUGGAAAUGAUCAACUUUGUGUAUUGUAAAGCUAAUAUCGAUUUGUUUUAAAGGUACUAUCGACCCCUUUUCCGUAGGUACUGUUAAUUAAGAAGCUGCGUCAUGACUUGCAGUCCUGAAAAUUUUGACCUAAUACUAGUCUUUGACUGUUUCUUCCUGGAAUUUGUAGAAUCCUUGAUUUAGCCACAUGAUCAGGUUUCUUUAUACUACUCGUAGUGAAGCCAUGCCGAACCAAUGGUUUUGUAGCUAAUGAAUUAAUAUUUUUAUCAUUGCUUAUGAAGUGUUACUCCGGUAGUGCCAAUCGAAUACCAAGUAGUGUCCAGUGAAGUAGGCAUUACCAUUUGUAGGCUCCUUCUCCGGAAACGAAAUGUUUCCCUUUAUUGUAAAUUUUUCUGACGUAAUCACCUUAAAAUGUAGUGCUGUAAACGUUCUACUGUUAAACUUGACUAUUUUAGGGUAAUAUUGUACCUUUCAGUUUUCUAUGGUGACCCACAAGUGUCACGGCGACACAACGCCAACUCAGGGCAAGGCAACGCCAAUUUUUCACGGCGGAAGUGAGAAGCCAUGGCGAAAAUGAAAUGCCAUGACGGAAGUAAAUUUAGAGCACAAUAUUGUUUACUAUCCCAGAACGUUGGUGGUUCUUAAGCAAAAUCGAAAUGAUUCGUACUUGUAGCUAAUGGUUCCCUAUUCAACAUGUUUAGUCCAAGUUGUGACCAAGAACUUCUCUAUGAAGAUGCUACUCGUACUCGAAGCUCUCGAAGAAGUAAUAGCGGAUGAGGCCUUCUUCGUUGUCUUCUGACGAAUCGAAGUACUCACCUUACAGGUCAAUUUCCACAAAUUUCGCCAUAGUUCACCAAAACGUAUUAUAGCCUGUAAUGGAAUAGUUGCCAGGUUACAUCCGCCGUGGCAUUUCACUUCUUCCGUGAAAAACUAGCGUUGUAUUGCCAUGAGUUUUGUUUUUCCCGUGACACUUAUGGCCCUCUGCAGUUUUCAUAUUACUCAUGUUGGUUUACUAGGGCCACACAAGAAUGAGGGUGAAAAUUUAACAAAUAAAUUUUUCUCAAUUCUUACUUGGCCGAAGGACACAUCAUUUAAUCAUCUGGAUGUACAAUCCUAGUUCAGUUACCAAUCUCUGUGCAGGGGCAUGACACGCGAGCGUUAAUUAGGUGGUAGUUUGACGAACGACUGUCAAUCUUAUGUCAGUUUUAUCGUGGUCACCUAAAAGAACUUUUAAUAACAACAGCCUUGUUAGCAGUUCAGUUACCAAAUGGAACAAAACAAGUUGUAACAAUCGCACAAAGUCAAUAAACCAGAGUGAAACUGAAAAUGUA